AUGAACCACGUAAAGCACGACUUUUAUCCACACUUAUAUCACCUUCGAAACGUGGAUGGAAAGACAGCAGAGGAACUAUUUGAAAAAAAUCACUCAUCCCUUCGAGAAGAAGCAGAGAAAGCAGCAAAACACGUGAGUGCUAACUUAAUUAUCGCCGCCACCCUCAUCUGCACAAUUCAUUUCGCAGCACUUUUCACUGUCCCUGGUGGCUUCAAUCAGAAUACCGGGGGACCCCAUGCUCCUCUCCGAUCAUUGGCAGGAAAUGCAGUUCUUCAUGGCUUACAUAGGGUUAGCUCUGUUCUUCGCCUUUCUUUCCUUGACAAACCUCAUUCUAAUCCAAGUAUCGCGUAUCGACACCAAUGA
This is a messenger RNA of Ilex paraguariensis (yerba mate), 363 nucleotides long. NCBI's taxonomy places the organism in Eukaryota, Viridiplantae, Streptophyta, Magnoliopsida, Aquifoliales, Aquifoliaceae. The record is from the annotation of a GenBank genome assembly.